AUGGCGGCAACGUGGGCGCUGAAACUCGAACAGCAGCUGCGCGUGCCGACAAGCGCCAGCGUGGCGGCGGCCAGCCGCUCAGCUACAUCCUGCACCGCCGUGCUGGCUGCGGCAGCCGCCGCCUCGGGCGACGCGCAGGUGGUGCUGACGCGGGCGCAGGGCAAAAAUGGCAAGCUGCGCAGGGUGCUGGAGGGGCGUGGCAUCGCCUGCUUUGAGCUGCCCAUGCUGGAGACAGCGGCGGGUCCUGAUCGCGACCGCCUGCCCAAGGCCAACGCCGAGCACUUUGGCCCGGAGCUGCCGUUCCUGGAGGGCGGCACCAAGCGAGUGCUGUACCCAGCGUCAAACAAGGCCAGCUCAGAGCUGCAGUCGGACCUGGCCGCGCGCGGCUUUGACAUGGUGUGCCUCAACAUAUACGAAACGGUACCGGUGACCCGCCUGGACGAGCGCCAGCUGGCGGCCGCCAGGCGGGCGGCGGUCGUCACCGUGGGCUCCCCCUCCGCCAUGCUUGUGUGGGCUUAA
Molecule: messenger RNA, 519 nt
Organism: Chlorella variabilis
Lineage: Eukaryota; Viridiplantae; Chlorophyta; Trebouxiophyceae; Chlorellales; Chlorellaceae
Exons: 5
Coding region: 1-519 (172 amino acids)
Biological process (GO): uroporphyrinogen III biosynthetic process
Molecular function (GO): uroporphyrinogen-III synthase activity
Source: RefSeq, a predicted model, not a curated record